Lathyrus sativus (Indian pea) is the source of this 948-nucleotide messenger RNA. The record is from the annotation of a GenBank genome assembly. NCBI's taxonomy places the organism in Eukaryota, Viridiplantae, Streptophyta, Magnoliopsida, Fabales, Fabaceae.
AUGUCGUUUUACAUUGGUCGAGAGGCUUCAAAGUUAUGGAAGAGAAUUUGCUCAGAGACAACUGUUGAGAUCAACCUUCUUGCUGAGAAUUGGAAGUAUCUUCUAGCUGGUCUUGUUUGUCAGUACAUACAUGGUUUGGCGGCCCGAGGAGUUCAUUAUUUUCAUAAGCCCGGCCCUAUUCUGCAAGAUGUUGGAUUCUUCCUUCUUCCGGAGCUCGGGCAAGACAAAGCUUACAUCAGCGAAACAUUGUUCACCACAAUCUUUAUAUCCUUUGCCUUGUGGACGUUUCAUCCUUUCAUAUUGAAAAGCCGAAAGAUUUACACAGUUCUUAUCUGGUGCAGGGUUCUAGCAUUCUUAUUCGCUUCUCAAAUUCUUCGCAUAAUUACAUUUUAUUCUACACAACUUCCCGGUCCAAACUACCACUGCCGCGAGGGUUCUAAACUUGCCACAUUGCCUCGUCCAGAUAACAUUCUCGAAGUUCUCGUGAUUAACUUUCCUCAUGGCGUGUUAUAUGGAUGCGGUGAUUUAAUAUUUUCGUCACACAUGAUCUUCACUCUUACUUUUGUGCGCACAUAUCAGAAAUAUGGAACCCGAAGAUCCAUAAAGCAGCUCGCGUGGCUGCUUGCCGUGAUUCAGAGUCUUUUGAUAGUAGCAUCUCGCAAACAUUACACGGUUGAUGUAGUUGUUGCCUGGUACACCGUAAAUUUGGUGGUAUUUUUUGUUGACAAGAAAUUGCCAGAAUUGCCGGACCGGUCGAUCGCAGCUUCAGCAACCCUGUUGCCAUUGAGCACCAAAGACAAAGACGGUAGGAACAAAGAGGAGAACUACAAGCUAAUGAAUGGAAAUUCCGGCGACCCUGCGGAUCGAAGACAAAGAUCUCAAAUAAACGGCAAGAUCACUGAUGACGGUAAUACACACCAUACCGACUCUUCCAUGAACGGUGCAUAG